AUGUCGACCAAGAAGAAUCUGGACGGCGAGGACGUUCUGCCCGGCUACGUCGGCAACCUCGAGCCCGACCAGCAGAAGGCCCUGCGCGAGAUCUGGCGGCGCUUCUUCGAGCUCUACGAGAAGAACCCGGAACGCUCCGCCGAGCUCGACAAGAAGGGCGGCCCGAACUCCGUAUCCGACAAGGACUCUGCGCCGCCGCCGAAGGACGAGAAGCAGGCCGGCAAGGACAUCCCGAAGGAUGACAAGGCCAAGGAGGAGGCCAAGAAGCAGGAGGAGAUGAAGGAAAUGAACCAGUUCAUUGACACCUACGGUGGCCCGUACCUCCGCCGCGCGCUCUGGGAGUUCAUCAAGCACGAUGGCCCGGACGCCGGCAUGCUGCGCUUCCUGCGCGCCCGCAAGUGGGACGUCGACCGCGCGCUUGCCAUGCUGGCUGCCGCGCUCAAGUUCCGCUUCGAGAAGGACGUCGAGGGCAUCAUCCAGAAGGGCGAGCAGGGCCUCGAGGGUGUGCCCGGCUUCCUGAACCAGUUCCGCCGCGGUAUCUCGUACAUCAAGGGUAACAGCGAGUACCCAGGCGAGCACCCGGUGUACUUCAUCCACGUCGCCCGCCACUUCACGAACGCGCAGAAGCACGAGGUGCUCCAGCAGUUCGUGCUGCUUGCCAUGGAGAACGCGCGCCAGCUCACGACGCCGCCGUACGAGAAGGCCGUGGUCAUCUUCGACCUGGGCGGCUUCGGCCUGAAGAACAUGGACUGGCAGUGUGUGCUCUUCCUCGUCAAGUGUCUCGAGGCCUACUACCCCGAGUCGCUGCAGCGCAUCUACGUGCACUCGGCGCCGUGGAUCUUCAAGGGCAUCUGGCAGGUGCUGCAGCCCAUGCUUGACCCCGUCGUGCGCGACAAGAUCAAGUUCUCGAGCAAGGCGGCCGACCUCAAGGACUACGCCACGACGGAGAAGCUGCGCAAGGGCAUGGGCGGCACCAUGGAGUGGGACUGGGACUACACGGAGCCCGACCCGAAGGAGAACGACCUGAUGAAGGACACCAAGACGGUCGACGCCAUGAAGAAGGAGUACGACGACCUCGCCAAGGAGUUCGAGGAGACGACGCGCAAGUGGUUCGAGAAGAGCGACACCGACGACGGCGCCAAGGACCUGUCGCACCGCCGCUGGGUGCUGACCAAGCAGCUGCGCCUCAAGGCGCUGCAGAUGUCCAAGUACACGCGUGCCGUCAACGUCUACCAGCGCACCGGCAUCCUCAAGGACGACUGCAGCUUCACCUGGGAGUACCCGCAGGCGGACGGCAGCGUCAAGAAGCAGACGGUCAACGAGCGCCACAACAUCCCGGCGCUCAAGAAGUGGCUCAAGGAGCAGGGCGAGGACACGCUCGAGGACUCCGUGGCCGGCCGCCUGGGCUUCUGCGGCACCGAGGCCGACGGCGGCGAGGGCGAGUCGUCCGUCGCGGCCAAGGCCGGCGGCGAGAAGCCGAAGCGCAAGCCGACGCAGAAGUCUGACGCCGAGAAGGGCGGUGCCGCGGCUGGUGGCGCCGCUGCCGGCGGCGGUGCUCUGGGCGGCCUCAAGUCGCUCAAGAACAAGGUCGCCAAGAAGGACGAGCCUGCGCCAGAGCCGGAGCCGGAACCGGAGCCGGAGCCGCAGCAGGAGAGCGAGAGCGAGGACGAGGAGCCCGCGCAGCAGCAGACCCGCGCCCCGCAGAACGGCGGCGGCGAGGAGCCGCAGCAGCAGAGCUACACUGGCGCCGCUCUGGGCGCCAUUGGCGGCGCUGCUGCCGCAGUCACCGGCGCAGCUGGCGGCGCCGCGGCCUACAUCACCGGGCGCGGCCAGCAGCAGGAGGAGGCCGGCGACGCCAGCCAGCAGCACCGCGGCCAGCAGCAGGACGAUGACGAGGAGGAGGACGAGGACGACGAGUACCAGGAGGACGAGGGCUCGGACUUCAGCGACGACUCGAUCACGCCCGAGACGGCCAUCGCGCCCACGUACAUCCCGCGCUCGUCCCUCUCGUCGAGCGCUGUCAAGAUCGACGACAACGACUGCCGCGAGGACCUGGCGAUCGUGCGCGAGGCGAUGAACCUCUUCCUCAACUCGCGCAUGAAGGAGGCCGAGGAGCUGUGCCAGAAGGACGCCGACCACCGCCUGUACAAGGCCGUGGGCAUGAGCCUGAUCAACACGGUCAAGGCCAUCAUGACGUUCGAGCCUGCGGACCUCGAGACGGCGAUCAUGUGCUGCAAGCACUCGAUGAACAUUGCCAGCCUGCUGCGCAAGAAGGCCGGCCCGCUCGGCAAGCUCACGGGCAAGGGCAACAUGUACAAGAACAUGACGCUCGUGCAGCAGCACGCCGAGCUCGUGUUCGCCGAGUCGCAGCUGCUCAAGGCCGUGCUCGGCAUCUUCUACGCCGGCGACGGCCUGGCGUUUGUCAAGAACGCGCUCGGCCUGCGCAACUCGUACCUGCUCAUGCGCGAGCUGCUCAAGUUCGUCGAGUACUGCGACGGCGAGGCCGAGGAGGCGCAGAUCCACGGCCGCCGCGCCGCGACGUCGAUCGACCAGGACUUCCGCUCGGGCGUGUACAUGAGCAACGCCACCUGCUCGCUCAUCCUCUCGAUGCUGCCCGCCAAGGCGCUCAAGAUGAUGGAGGGCCUCGGCUUCAGCGGCGACCGCCGCCUUGCGCUCGACCUCUACGCGCGCGCCGGCGGCUGGACCAAGUCGCGCCCGCUGCCCACGAUCUCGGCCGACGAGGAGGGCGUGCGCCGCCCGCUGUGCGACAUUGGCAUCCUGCUCUACCACCUCAUCAUCAGCUCGUACAUUCCCGUCACGGACGUCGACUUCGAGUUUGCCGACAAGGUGCUCAGCUGGAACCUGGUGCGCUACCCCAACGGCAUCUUCUUCCUCUACUUCUCGGCGCGCCUCUACGCCGCGCAGGCGCUGCCCGAGAAGGCCAUCGAGUACUUCCGCAACGCCAUCGAGGCGCAGCGCGAGUACAAGCAGCUGCACCACCUCUGCUUCUGGGACCUCUCGCUCACGUACCUGGCGACGUGCGACUUUGCGCGCUGCUUCGAGUGCCAGGACGUGCUGUCGCGCGAGUCGAACUGGAGCAAGGCCAUCUACCAGUACGCCAAGGCCGUCAUGCUGUACGAGUCGGGCAUGGACGACCGCGCCAAGAGCGCCACGAUCAUGCGCACCGUCGGCAAGCUCACCAAGAAGAUUGCGGGCCGCCAGAUUCCCUUCGAGCGCUUCUGCGCCAUGAAGGCGCGCAAGUACAUUGCGAACAACAACCGCCUGCCGCUGGCGGGCAUCGAGUUCUCGUACCUGUGGCACUGCAUCGGCCAGACGCCCGUCUUCCUCCUCGUCGAGAACACGCUCAGCCGCAUCGACUCGGAGAUCGACGAGCUCGAGAGCUUCUCGGACCCGCGCGCCUACGGCUCGGGCGAGAACGAGUACUGGUCGGCCGUGUGCCUGGCGUACUUCCUGCGCGGCGUGGCGCUGCGCAACGUCGCCUUCCCCGAGCCGCACACGCUCGUGCGCCUGCCGAGCGAGGACAGCAUCGGCCCGCUCGAGGAGAUCACGCAGGACUGCAAGCAGUCGUUCGAGAAGGUCUUCGAGCACGCGUCGAAGCUCGACGAGACGGACCGCUACCUGUGCUACUUUGCGCACUACGAGCUCGGCCGCCUGCUCAGCGCCAUGGGCCGCGAGGAGGAGGCCAAGAAGGAGAUCAAGAAGGUGCUCUCCGGCAAGCCGCUCGAGGCCAAGGGCAAGGGCGCCAUCAACCCCAAGGCCUCCUACCUGCUGUCGGGCAUGUGCACCAUCCGCGCCCACGCGGCGCUCGAGACGAUGCGCAUCACGCGCAGCCGCUCGCGCGGCACGUUCUACUCGGGCUCCGAGGCCGGCACGCUCGCCUCGGGCUCGUCGAUCGGCGGCAGCCUUUCGAGCCGCAACAGCAUGAUGAGCUCGACGACAUCGCGCUCGGGUGUCUCGCGCAACACGUCCGUCUCCAGCCGCUCCGACGCCGCGCCGCCGCUCAAGGUGCGCCCGCGCUCCACGUCGGGCAACACGGGCACGAGCGACUACGGCAAGUGA
This is a messenger RNA of Tilletiopsis washingtonensis, 4080 nucleotides long. RefSeq lists its product as hypothetical. Lineage: Eukaryota; Fungi; Basidiomycota; Exobasidiomycetes; Entylomatales. The transcript has 9 exons. Gene Ontology annotation, cellular component: cytosol; mitochondrial outer membrane; nucleus. Bases 1 to 4080 code for a protein of 1359 amino acids. The record is from RefSeq and is a predicted model, not a curated record. Gene Ontology annotation, molecular function: protein binding.